AUGCUGUGUUCGCUAUACUGCGUUAGCGAAGUUUCUGCACAGGGAUGGAUUUUCCCACAAAAGGCAGUUUACCUCGAGGUGAACGACACAAUUCGAUUACAAUGCACUCUCAAUAUGCAUUCCCUCAAAGCACGAGGAUUGAACAGCAGUUAUCUAAUUUUUUAUAACCAAUCGGACAACCCGGUUCCACGGGAACAAGUGAAGAUCAUAAACUCCACUACCAUUGAAUUUACGGUGGAUCACGCGCAACCAAGCGCCAAUGCGUACACUUGCAAGCUGAAUGACACCUGGGGCAUCGCGAUCCGAACCGUCUACGUCGGGCACAAACCACAGGAAGUGAAGGACUUCAAGUGUCGCGCACCGCGCUGGAAGGACAAAAUGGUGUGCAUGUUCACGCCCGAAGUAAAUCCGGUGACGGUGAAUUAUACUCUGCAGUUUGAUUUUCAUCCCACAACACAAAGCUUAACUUGCAUGCUGAAGCACAAAAGAAAGACGAAUAUGAAGAAAUGUGUGAUCGAAAAGGGCUACAGGCUCGAGGACGAGUACUACUAUUUUACUCUGACCGCGAAGAACGAACUGGGUGCGCUGAGUCAAAGCUUCGUGAUCAACCAUUUCGAUGUGGUUAUUCCAUACAUAGAGGAAAAUUGCAACGUGGAUGCUAUCUCUUCGGACAGUGCCGUUUUGAAAUGGAAGAAGUGGUACAAAUACGCUUUUUUGAACCGGGAUUUCAUCAGCGAGGUAAAGUUACUUUCCAUCUAUGAUGACAACGUUUGGCAGAAUGUGAACAAUGAAGGCUUGGAACUUCACAACAUGGAAUAUGUGUUGCCGCUGCGCGACCUAAAGUACGCAGCAACCCGCUACGAUGUGCGAAUUCGGAUGCGCACAAACUCAUCCGAGCAGGGAGACGAUAUGUGGUCUAAUUACACGAGCUGUCUGUUCACCACGUUGCCCCGGAGGCCGGACAUGCCGCCUAAUGUGGCCGUGGGCAGUUUUGAACACUCCAAUGAAAAACGCCUGUUUGUGUAUUGGCGAGAGUUAGACAAAUGGCAGUAUAACGCGGCCAGCGGAUUCUACUACGAGGUGCAAAUGCAUCGUCAGGACGGUACAAUUAAAACAUGGAACGAAACCAUUGGUAUGAUCGCCGAAGAACUGUCACCCGAUAUGGACUAUUCCUUCCGCAUUCGAAGCGCCAAUACAGAAGGCACGUCAGAAAAUAGCAGUGUCGUGUUUGUGCCGAGCCAACGCCAUCGUCUCGCCAAACCGACAAUUGAGAAGCUGCUAUCCGAUUCUGGCGAAUUCACUCUCUCGUGGAAGCCACCUUCACGGGACGCAUCGUCCAUCACUAGCUACACUGUGUUCUGGUGCAAAACGAACAGUAACUCCCCGAACGAUUGCAAGGGAUCGAUCAACUUUACUACCGUGCCCUCGAAUCAGACGACCUUCGUUUUGUGCAACGGCGGUGUGGCGUUGAACUUUGCCGUUUCAGCCAAUGCCGACCAACACUCGUCCGGCAUGAUCUGGGCCGCCUGUACGGCAACGCACAAGACCGACAUCGGUAAGCUGAAACCGAUCUUGAUAACAGAAACAGCUUCGUCUUCGAUACAUCUGCAGUGGAACACGGAGUGCGGUGAUGUCGUGCACACAGGAUACAUGAUCUUCUACUGUAAUAUCAAUGAGCCACGCAUGCAAGACUGCAAGGAGCCAGAGCUGUCGAUAAACGUGACCAACAAAAAUCAGCAUUCUUAUUUGUUAGAAAAUUUGAAAUCAUACGCAACGUACAAAAUCGAAAUUGCUAUGUACUCGGAAACACACAUCGGCCCAAGGAGUGAACCAGCCUUCAGUACUACCAGAGAAUCGGGUGAGUUGCAGAAGUUUGUAGCAAAACCGCAAUAG
Molecule: messenger RNA, 1893 nt
Organism: Anopheles coustani
Lineage: Eukaryota; Metazoa; Arthropoda; Insecta; Diptera; Culicidae
Product: cytokine receptor-like
Exons: 4
Coding region: 1-1893 (630 amino acids)
Molecular function (GO): protein binding
Source: RefSeq, a predicted model, not a curated record